GUGUAGUUUCAUUUCCGCACAUCACAUCUCACCGCGGAUCGUUGAACAGAAAAAGGGGGGAGCUUGAUUUCGGAUCGCUCUCUCCCUUUUUCAUAAUCUUCGCGAACCUCCUCCUCGCCUUUUCCCCAGCGCGGCGAAUUUAGAUUUCUUGUAGUUUAGGGUUUCAGAUCCCUUUUCUUCUCAUUCUUCUUCCGAUUCAUUGCUCAACUAACUCUGCGUCGCCCACCGACAUGACGAUUCCUAAUUCCGACGGUUUCUUCUCGGUGGCUAGCUGCUUACCCUGCACCCCUGAAGAAGAGAAAGAGACUAUCAAAAAACUAUUGAGAACCUCCGAAGCCAGUAUCAAGGAAGGUGAUCUGAACUACCUCGUUUCCCAAAGAUGGUGGAUGGAAUGGCAACAAUAUGUUGGUUUAGAUCAUUCUGAUGUCAAUUCCAGUCAGAGCGUUAUUAGCAUUCCUUUUAGACCUGGAGAGAUUGAUAAUUCUUGUCUUGUAUUGAAUGAAGCAUCAACACAAAGCAAUGAACUGGAUCUUAAAGAAGGCUUGCAGGAGGGGCAAGAUUACAUUUUAGUGCCACAAGAAGUUUGGAAGAAGCUUCUGGAAUGGUACCAUGGGGGACCAGAAUUACCUAGAAAAGUAAUAUCUGAGGGUUACACUAAUAAGAAGUUUAAUGUAGAAGUCUACCCUCUUUGUUUGCAAGUUGUUGAUGGAAGAGAUAUGUCAGAGAGAACUAUAAAGAUCAGUAGACAGGCUUCAGUUCUUGAGCUUUAUACAAUGAUAUGCAUGGUUUUUCAGCUGGAGCAUGAGAAGGUUUGCAUAUGGGACUAUUUCAACAACUGUAAGAAUCAACCGCUGACAAAAUUUAGUCAGACUCUUGAGGAAGCUCAGUUGUAUAUGAACCAUAAGGUUCUGUUGGAGAUUCAAGAUGAUAAUAGUCACUGCUCCAGUGGAACUUUAAGUUCAACUGGAAAUGAAUUGGCAUUGGUUCCAUUGGAACCAUCAAGGUCAUCCAUUACUAUUGCUGGUGGUCCUACAAUAUCUAACAGCUAUUCAACUGGAUUUUGCUCCAAUUUACUACAUGGGAGUAAUUAUAACACUUCAUUGCAUGAUUCUGAGGACAAUGAUGAUGCUUCAAAUAGCGGAUCGAAAGUUGAUGGACAAGGACUGACAGGACUGCAUAAUCUAGGGAACACAUGUUUCAUGAACAGCGCUCUUCAGUGUUUAGUGCAUACUCCUCCUCUUGUCAAUUAUUUUCUACAAGAUUACAGUGAGGAGAUAAACAAGGAAAAUCCCUUGGGAAUGCAAGGCGAACUUGCAAUUGUUUUUGGAGAAUUACUAAGGAAAUUGUGGUCAGCUGGACGCACAUCUUUAGCUCCACGUGCAUUUAAGGCAAAGCUUGCUCGGUUUGCUCCACAAUUUAGCGGUUAUAACCAACAUGAUUCUCAGGAACUUCUUGCUUUUCUAUUGGAUGGGUUGCAUGAAGAUUUGAACCGUGUAAGAAGUAAGCCUUACAUAGAAGCAAAAGAUGCAGAUGGCCGUCCUGAUGUGGAAUUUGCAGAAGAGUGUUGGAAAAAUCACAAAUCUCGAAAUGACUCCAUAAUUGUGGAUGUUUGCCAGGGCCAAUACAAAUCAACAUUGGUCUGCCCAGUCUGCAGCAAAGUUUCUGUGAUGUUUGACCCCUUUAUGUAUUUGUCGCUUCCACUACCUUCAACUGUUUCUAGAACAAUGACCGUGACUGUGUUCAGUGGUGAUGGGAGUUCUCUUCCAAUGCCUUUCACCGUAACAGUGCCAAAAAAUGGAUGUUGCAGAGACCUAAUUCAAGCACUGGGCACUGCUUCAUGCCUAAAACAAUCUGAGACAUUAUUGCUUGCGGAGAUUUAUGGGCACCGCAUAUUUCGCUAUUUUGAUAAACUUUCUGAGCCAUUAUCUAAUAUAAAAGAUGAGGAUCAUAUUGUUGCAUACACAGUUCCUAUACACCAUGGCCAAUUGCAGAAGCUAGAGAUUCUUCAUACUAGAGAAGAAGGAUUCUUAUCAGAACCUCAAUAUAAUGCCCAUGUGAAGGUUUUUGGAACACCACUGGUUACAUUUUUCUCAUUGAAUUCAAAAACUGGAUUGGAUAUCCAUUCUGCUGUUUGUUCUCUACUUGCACCACUGUUGCGAGCAAAUAUGAUGCCUUCUAGUACUGGAGUCAAAACCGGAAAAGAGAAUGAAUGUGGACCAAGCUUGGAUGCUAUUGUGCUUUCAGAUAAUGGAAUUCACUGCUCAAAAGAGAACUUGUUGAACAGCCAAAUGGAACUAGAAGAUACCAGUAAUUGUUUCCCUGCCCUUCAACUUGCCUUAGAAGAUGGGAAAGUCAUUGUUCCAACCACAGUUGAUGUUGUUCAGAAUACUUGCUCAGGAUCUUCCUUGAAGAUAAUGAUGGGCUGGUCAGACAAACUACAUGGAAUAUAUGAUUUUCAUUUCCUUGAGAAUCUACCUGAAGUGUUCAAAUCUGGUUUCAUGUUGAAGAAAACACGACAAGAAGCAGUCACUUUAUAUUCGUGCUUGGAAGCAUUCUUAAAGGAAGAACCUCUAGGGCCUGAUGAUAUGUGGUACUGCCCCAAGUGCAAGGAACAUAGGCAAGCAACUAAGAAGCUUGAUUUAUGGAAAUUACCAGAUAUUUUGGUUGUUCACUUGAAACGAUUUUCCUACAGCCGAUUCAUGAAAAACAAACUUGAUACAUUUGUGAAUUUUCCUGUUCACAAUCUUGAUUUGACCAAAUAUGUUCAGCAAAAGAUUGGUAUUCCACAGUCUUUUAUCUAUGAACUCUAUGCAGUAAGCAAUCACUAUGGAGGCUUAGGUGGAGGUCACUACUCUGCUUAUGCUAAGCUAAUUGAAGAAGACAGCUGGUACCAUUUCGAUGAUAGUCAUGUUUCCUCUGUAAAGGAAGAAGAAAUCAAGACAUCAGCAGCUUACGUCCUAUUUUAUCAGAGAGUAAGAUGUGAUUCCAGUACAAGUGGCAAAAAGAUUAACUAGAACAGAUUCAGCUUUGUAAAAUCUAUUUCAAGUGGCAAUCUAUUUGGCUUUUUUUUAUCAUGAUUCUUUCAACCUCAAAGUGGAAAACUACCAUGGCUCUACCUUCACUGAAAAAAAUGUGAGUAAUAUGGGCCAUAUGGAAGGUGGUUUUGUUCAUUAGUUCUCUUCCACUGCAUAUCACAUCCAUCAAGAAGCGUUUUUUUGCAUAUAGCAGAUUCUGCAAUUUGUGGAAGGGACGAGAUCAACUUUUUACAUUUUAGAAAUUUUGGAAGUAUGAAAUGAUAAUCUUAAUCUUAUACGAGUUAAGAAUCAUUUUGAAUUUGGAUAUCAUAGAAGUUUUCAUCUGUUGUUGUUGCCAUUGCUUUGUUCAGUAUCUAAGAAAAUUGUGCCAUCACACCAUUUUGUCA
Messenger RNA from Zingiber officinale, 3421 nucleotides. RefSeq names its product ubiquitin carboxyl-terminal hydrolase 9-like. The transcript has 13 exons. Bases 231 to 3014 code for a protein of 927 amino acids. Gene Ontology annotation, molecular function: cysteine-type deubiquitinase activity. Gene Ontology annotation, biological process: protein deubiquitination. The record is from RefSeq and is a predicted model, not a curated record. NCBI's taxonomy places the organism in Eukaryota, Viridiplantae, Streptophyta, Magnoliopsida, Zingiberales, Zingiberaceae.